Molecule: messenger RNA, 5544 nt
Organism: Gopherus flavomarginatus (Mexican gopher tortoise)
Lineage: Eukaryota; Metazoa; Chordata; Testudines; Testudinidae
Gene: RELL1
Product: RELT like 1
Exons: 7
Coding region: 63-941 (292 amino acids)
Biological process (GO): positive regulation of p38MAPK cascade
Cellular component (GO): plasma membrane
Source: RefSeq, a predicted model, not a curated record
CGAAGCAGCCCCUAGGCAAGGCGGAGGCUGAGCAGCGGGCGCUGCAGCAGCUGGGAUCAGGGAUGGCUCCGUGGGAAUCGGCGGGGGUCUCCCCGGCUCCCCCGACGCAGGGCGCCGCAGCCGCCCAGGGGAACAGCUCCGACCUCGGAAAUCAAGAUUUUCCUAAUAUUUUGGCAAGCCAUGGUUUAGAAAGUACUACGACUCGCGCUGUCGGUGAUCACACAGGAAGUGGUGUGCAUCCAGAAUAUCUUGCUUAUGGGUUGGUUCCUGUCUUUUUCAUCAUGGGCCUUUUGGGGAUCCUCAUCUGUCACAUGCUUCAGAAAAAAGGGUAUCGGUGUACAACAGAGGCCGAGCAAGAAAUUGAAGAGGAAAAACUUCGUGAAAAGAUAGAAAUGAAUGAAAGUGUAAAUGACAAUAACGAUACUGUGGGGCGAAUUGUCAACAUCAUUAUGAAAAAUGAAGCAAAUGCUGAUAUGUUAAAGGCCAUGGUGGCAGAUAACAGUGUGUGUGAUCCUGAAAGCCCUGUGUCUCCUACCACUCCAGGCAGUCCUACAAGUCCAGGCACUCCUUUGUCACCAGGUGAUACUCCAUCAAAACAUAACUGUCGUGGCCAUCACUUGCAUACAGUUGGGGGAGUAGUAGAGAAGGGUGUUUGUAGUCGCUGUAGUCACAAAAGAUGGCACCUUUUAAAGCCAACCAACAAAUCUAAAGAACCAAGAAAAAGCCGCCAAGGAGAAGUUACAGUACUUUCUGUGGGAAGAUUUAGAGUCACAAAAGUAGAGCACAAAUCUACAUCCAAAGAGCGGAAAAGCUUGAUGUCUGUUAAUGGUGUUGAAGUUGUCAAUGGAGAAGUGCCUGCCACACCUGUCAAACAUGGAUCAAGAGAAGUUCCUGCCACACCUGUCAGACAAGGAGCAAGAGGGAGAACUGGCACAGAAUAAUAGGUGCUGGUGAGGAAUAUGUCCUCAGUACAAAAACACUAUCACUACUGGCACUAACUGGAAUAUACUUGGGCAGUCAGCAGAGGCUCAAAGCACUGAAUGGGCAUGGAACCAAACUUAUUUGUAAUGGUGGUUGUGAAAAGACUUGCAGAUCACAGCCUCACAGGAAUAUCUGAGAUGCCUGUUAUUUCCUAUAGUUUAAGUGCUGCCGUUAUUGCUUCUUGUAUCAGAUGGUACCAUAAUCGUGGAAUCUUGGAUAUCUCUAUAUGGUGCACAUACCAUGUUAGGAGCACCAUUUCAGAUUUUGGUCUGGGUCGAAAGGCAACUUUAACCGUGAUCUCAGAUAAUAACUUAGAAAUUAGCUGACAGGAGCCCUGUAUCUAAUUCCUAUAUAAAGAAAGAAAAAAUACAUACAAACACCAAUUAAAGCCACAUUUAAGUUUAUAUUUAAAUUUAGAACAAUGGGGAGAUAAUAUAGCAAGAUAUUCCCAAUCCCAAAAUUGGAAUCGAUCAUUUAACUUUUGGAAACACCCUACUAGGGCAAGGCCUUGUGAGUUUAUACAGCACCUAUCUGGGAUUCUAGGGGUGUUAGGGUAGUACAAAUAAUAAUAGACUAGAAACUGACUUUAAAUGGGAGUGAAACUAACAUUUUCAAGUCACUUUCUCUUCUGUUUAAAGGCUAUUUACUUUCCAAAAGGCUCUUAAACACACUACAGUGAUUGAGUUGAAGUUCUCAAAGGAGAUUAUAUAAAACCAAACACCAAGAAAACUCCACAUUUUAAAGUUGAGAAAAAAUGGAGUCUUGUUUAUUAUUUAGAGUUUGUACAUACGUUUUUAAAGUUCCAGUCUGUGUUUAGAUGGUGUACCUCAGUUCUCAUUGCUGUAAAAUGGGAAUAAUAAUACUUGCCUGCCUGCCAUAUGGAAUUAUAAGGAUUAGAUUGAGAUCUGGGAGACAGGAACUGGACCUUCUUAAUGGUUUGUAUGGUGCUUAGCACAAUGGGGGCCUCCUCCUGAUUUAAGGACUUUGGUCCCUAGUGUAACAUUAGUCAGCUGUUGAGAUGCCUGCUGGUGGUAGCUGAAGGGGACUGUGAUGGCUUGGAUCAUUGAAACCCCCUUGGGAACUGCCAGCUGAUGUGCCAAGACUACUUCUGCCCCUGCUUUCCCUGCCAGCUUGAGACUCCAGCACCCCGUUUUGUUGAGCCAGACAUGCUAGACUGCUCCAACACAGACCCAAGGUCUGAGCCACGUGCCCUAAAGUUGCAGACUUAACUGAAAGUGGCUUACAGAAGUAUUCCUGUCUUUAACACUCAGAUACCUAUCUCUCAAGUGGGGUCCAAACCCCAAAUAAAUCCAUUUUACCCUGUGUAAAGCUUAAGAGGGUAAACUCCGUAAAUUGUUCGUCCUCUAUAACACUGAUAGAGAUGUACAGCUGCAGGGACUGUUCCCCCUCACUGCCUCCUCCCUCGGGACACAGCCCUGUGCCCUCACCCCUCCCUUGCCAUGGAGAUUGACUCCUCUUUCCCUCCCUACUGCCCCCCACCCCCAGGAUCCAGCACCCUCUCCCCCUGCCACUGGGGGCCCUGUGCUCACUCUCUCCUUCCCACCAUCACCACAAGGGACUCUGUGCUCCCUCUGCGCCAUCCUCACCACUGGAGACUCUCUGCUUCUUCCUGCCACCCACCACCACCACUGGGGACCCAGUGCUCCCCCAUUCCACCCUGACUGACCCCUUCCUUGCCUGCCCCACCCCCAGAGGCUUGGCUCCUCCCAGGAGCCAACCCUCUUCUCUUUGCCUUGGGCCUGUUAAGUUGUCUGUGUCAGUCCUGCUGUCGUUUGACCCCAUUGGGCUAGGCUGUGCGAGCCCCUCAUUUUCCAAGCUGUCAGACUCAGUUCGAAUCCCCAUCCUUCCAUCCCAUUGGAAGAGAGUAGCUGCUGAUUAGUGGAGACAGAGGAGCGGGAGGAGUGGGUGAGCUAGCGCAGUGGAGGAAACUGACUGCAGGAGCCAGAGAAUUCUGGCUCCUGAAGGAGAGGACUUGGCUGCAUAUAACUGCAGAUAAGAGCUCCGCCUGGGGCUGGGGUGUGUGCCAUGAGCAGACCUCCGGUAUGAAACGGGGCGAAACGGUGCCUCUGCUUGUGUUGGUAGAUCUUGGCUUUUUAAUGGCUGUUGCUGCAAUGAGGGAUAAAGUGACCUACAAAGGACUUCAAUUAAAAUUUUUUUUGCGGUAAAAUGGUGACUUGAACACUUCUUUAUUUUAAUUUUUAAAAAGUGGGGUUUUUUUGCUUCCCUUUAGAGUCUAUUUCUGCCAGUUAACCUGAGGUGAUAACUUAAUUCUACACUAGGGACUAACCUUGACUCCUUUUCCUAGUCUAACCAAACCCUCAGUUCUCAUCUUUGUUUCUUGACUCUGACUCUUGUUUCGCUGGUUCUUCUGUCUCCAUAAAGUCUUCCAGGAUAAGACAAGGUUGGGCACACUAAUGUGCGUGCAGAGUUUUUAAGUUUUUGUUUAAAUAAAAAAUAAAGAAGAAAUCCAGGCUUUCUAAUGUAUAUCAUGAAGCAGCAGGAAAACAACACACAACAUUUAAGUAAAAAUUGAGUUCCAGUACAUUUGGAGGGUUACCGUAAAAAAGUCUUAUUUCAAACCUAUACAAAACUGUACAUCAAACAUGUUUUGUAUAUUUUUAAUCUUUUUGAUAGCAUACAACUUGAUAGUUUUAAGACUCCGUUUGUUAAAUAAAACAAUAAUUGCUGCAUAUUACCUAAAAGCUGCUCUCUCAAAUUUACUGUAUCUUUUUUUUAAAUUUAAAAAUAGACUGUACUCUAGGAAUGCUAGAAACUUUGAAUGUCCAUCUAAGACAACCCUGUUUGUAUUGUAGAAUCUCCCAUAGGAUUUAAGUGGUUGCUCUAUAUUGAAAACAGAAAUAAUGUCGGUAGUGGAGGAGUGACUCAAUGAAAACUUUUGUAAAGUUCAUGACAGUCUGACAUAACUGUUCUGCAACUCAUCUGUUUUAGGUCAUAAUCAGGUCUGGACUGAUGGCUAAAACACUUUUCCAUAACGUAGUUAAAAACUCCUGUUUUUUUUCUGUUUAUUCUGGCAAAAAGCUGUUCUAAUAUAAAUUGAAUCGGAAUCCUGUUUCACAGUUGUGUUUCCAAAAAUUGCAGUAAUAGUCAUUUCAGGAAUGUAACCCACAUAUUCCUUUUACUCUCUCCUAAGAAAAUAUCCUGACUUACUGAAACUGAACAGAGAUAGGUACCUGUUCAGCGUUUUUGUGACUGCAGCCAGUAAACAUAUGUUGAUGAAAUACAUUCACAUCUAGAGAGUUUUGACCCUGAUCCUCAGCUACAGUAAAAGAGGACUUCAUGCAGUUGCAGGACAGGGAGGCGCAAAAGCAUCUUAAAAGCUAUGCACCAGCUGCCCACCCAGCAUGAAGGGGACAUUUCUGGCUGCUGAAGAUCACUGGGAUAUAGCAGAGGCAGCCCUGUGCCCUGACAUCAGCUGCAGGGUUUGGGCUGGUGUAGGAGCUGUGACAGCAUCGCUGUGCCACUUGAGGAUUCCCAUAUGCUGGGGGCAUUCUUGCUUUAGGGCAGUUUUGGACAAUAUUGCCAACAGUUGCCCUAAUAUCCUUGAAGUUUUCCCUCUGCUCAAAUUGCCUGUAGCCAGCGUAGUCUCAGCACUUUUUUGAAGUUAGUUCUGCAGUUGCCCAGUUUAGGCUUGAGUGUCAAUGCUAACUUCCUGGAAGUGAGAAAUCCGCUUUCCAGAGUUUAUCCCCAGCAUAGCAGUCUGUUCCACCUACUUCAUUUAUUUUGAAAGUGUAAGUUUACUUAGCAUAUAAGAAAAAAGAGAAAAUAAUAAAAAGUUUUAUGCAGAAUAUAAACAUAACUAGUCUAAAUAUUGCAGAUAGUAUAGCAAGCUCAGACCUUGCAUUUGGAUUGGAAUCUAUUGGAUAAAUAAGAUAAAAACUUCACUGGUAGACAGUUCAGUAUCUGUAGUCAGUGUCCUCUUUUCUCCCCCUCCAACUGAAUUCCAGUUGCCCUGUGGAGUUUUUUCUAAGGAGUUUAAAAUUUGUGGUUAGCAUGUUUGGACAUUGUCAUCUGUUACGUUAAAUAACCAUAUAGUCUCUAUUACACCAUAGUUAAUUAAAAUCUUACAAACCUUGUGUAACUUCUUCCCAAUCUCUGUGAAUACAAAAAGGCACCUUCCCAUUUCAAAGUAUCCCUUUGAAGUUUAGCCAUUUAAAUUGAAUGCCUGCCUGCUUCAUCCUAAAACUAAUGAUGGAAUCUGUUAUCUUUGACAUUUUCUUAAAGGUAUCUUUAGCAAGUUAAUUACUUUUUUACACUUGGAUAACCUUUGUUUACUUGUUUAAGAUUGGUAGAUAACACAGUACUGAGAGACGGUACUAAGCUUACUAAAUGAAUAACAAGUGCAAUUCAUAUCAAAUAGUCCAUGUGCUGCAAGCAAAAAAUGUUAAUUUUUACCGGGGGCGGGGGGGAAUCUAUAAAUCACAGUACAGAUAAACUAGAUACAACCAUAACAGGAUUUAUAGAAAUCCAAAAGAUAAGUAGGUACAAUCAUUGUCACACCCACUAAUGAGUGUCAUCUUAAAC